GAAAAACACCCCAACUCACCAAUGACAGCAAAGCAGAUAUUGGAAGUGAUUCAGAAAGAAGGAUUAAAAGAAACAAGUGGAACCUCUCCAUUAGCCUGUCUGAAUGCAAUGCUUCACACUAACACUCGAAUAGGAGAUGGAACAUUCUUCAAAAUCCCUGGAAAGUCAGGCCUCUAUGCUCUCAAAAAAGAGGAAUCGUCAUGCCCAGCUGAUGGAGCAUUGGAUUUAGGCUGUGAGUCUGAAUUAGAUGGCACAGAAAUGGCUGAGGCAAAUGCUAAUGGAGAGGAAAAUGGAGUUUGUGCAAAGCAGGUAACUGAUGAAGCGUCUUCCACUCGAGAUUCAAGCCUUACUAACACAGCAGUACAAAGCAAGUUAGUGUCUUCCUUUCAGCAACACACCAAAAAGGCUCUUAAACAGGCUUUGAGGCAGCAGCAGAAAAGAAGAAAUGGAGUCUCAAUGAUGGUAAACAAGACUGUUCCUCGUGUUGUUUUGACACCAUUAAAGGUGUCUGAUGAACAGUCGGAUUCGCCUUCAGGAUCUGAAUCUAAAAAUGGUGAAGCAGACAGUUCAGAUAAAGAAAUGAAACAUGGGCAAAAAUCCCCCACUGGAAAACAAACAAGUCAGCACUUAAAACGAUUAAAAAAGUCUGGUUUAGGACACUUGAAAUGGACCAAAGCUGAGGACAUUGACAUAGAAACUCCAGGAUCUAUUCUUGUCAACACUAAUUUGAGAGCAUUGAUAAACAAACACACAUUUGCUUCCUUACCUCAGCAUUUCCAACAAUACCUCCUGCUUUUGCUCCCAGAAGUAGAUAGGCAGAUGGGAAGUGAUGGAAUUUUGCGCCUCAGUACUUCAGCUCUAAAUAAUGAAUUUUUUGCAUAUGCAGCACAAGGAUGGAAACAGCGGCUGGCAGAAGGAGAGUUUACCCCAGAAAUGCAAUUACGAAUAAGGCAAGAAAUUGAGAAGGAAAAGAAAACAGAACCUUGGAAAGAAAAAUUCUUUGAAAGGUUUUAUGGAGAAAAGUUGGGAAUGUCAAGAGAAGAAUCUGUGAAGCUCACUUCUGGACCAAACAAUGAUGGCGCUGAAAGCAGUUCCUCAUGUGGGACCUCUAGUCUUCCAGGUUCUUCUGCACAGACACCCUUAGAAGAGCCACAGCCAAAAAGCAUGAAAAGCCCAGCUUCCCCAGAGCCUGAUUUCCGUGCCACACUUUGUCCUAUGGUGGAGAGUCCAGCUAAAGAUAUAAUGGCAGAAUCUGAAUCAGAGGAUAUCUUGAUCCCUGAAGAAUCUGUGAUUCAGGAGGAAAUUGCAGAAGAGGUAGAGACUAGUAUCUGUGAAUGCCAGGAUGAAAAUCUUAAGGCAAUACCUGAAUUUUCUGAGGAGUCUGAAAGUGCAAAUAACUUGCAUGAAGAGUCCCAAAUCUCAGCUCCAGAAGAUAACUUGGAAUCCUGUGUUAUGAUGAAUGAUGUUUUAGAAACUUUGCCUCAUAUUGAAAUUAAGGUGGAAGAGAAAUCAGAAUCUCCCCAAGAAGAAAUGUCAGUUGUUAUUGAUCAAAUAGAAGUCUGUGACUCUCUUGUUCCUUCCACUUCAUCUGUGACUCACAUCAGGGACACAGAACACAGAGAGCCAGAAACCACAGUAGAGACCAGUACUCCAAACAUACAAACAGGGGCAUCUUCUUUAGAAGGCCAGUUUCCAAGUGAAGGGAUUGCUGUAGAUAUGGAACUACAGAGUGAACCUGAUGAACAGUUUUCUGAAAAUGCUUGUGUAUCUGAAACUUCCUUCUCUUCUGAGAGCCCAGAAGGAGUCUGUCCCAGCCUGACAUCCCCAGGUGGGGAAACCCAGUCCACAUCUGAAGAAUCAUGUACUCCAGCCUCCCUUGAGACAGCAUUUUGUUCUGAAGUGUCCAGCACUGAAAAUGUGGACACAUAUAAUCAGAGAAAGUCCAGUGAUGAAAACCUCCAUGCAUCUUUGAUGUCAGAAAUAUCUCCAAUCUCCAGUUCACCAGAAAUAUCAGAAGCAUCUCUUAUGUCCAACUUGCCUUUAACAUCAGAAGCCUCCCCAAUAUCAAACUUACCUUUAACAUCAGAGACAUCCCCAAUGUCUGAUUUACCUUUGACAUCAGAAACUUCUUCAGUGUCUUCCAUGCUUCUCACAUCUGAGACCACAUAUGUGUCCAGUUUGCCACUUCCUUCAGAAACCUCUCCAAUUUCUAAUUCUGCCCUGAGCGAAAGAAUGGUGCAUCAGCAAAGAAAGUCACCUUCCAUAUCUGAAGAACCACUCUGCUCACAGACAGAUGAAGCUUCUGUCCCAGCCAAACCCUUGGGAGAGAGCCUUCUCUCUCAGCAGAAAACUCUGUUGAAUACUCCUGAACCUAUCAAAAUAGGUUCUUCUUCCAUUGCUCCUGAAGCAUUUCCACUUGAAGAACUGCACAAUAAGACCUUGAAUCAGCAGCCAUGUAAAUCACAUGCUGAAACUGAGAAACCCUACAUUUCUAUCACAGAGCAUCCUUCUCCAGAAAUGGUAAAAGCCAAAAAUCACAGUGUCCUGCAAAGAACAGAAAAGAAAGGUGUGUCUUCACCAUUGGAAUUACCUGUCUUUUCUGAAGAGGCAGAGAGUAAGGGAAGUGAGAUUCCAUCAGCUAAAUUACAGGACAAGCAAUAUCCUUCAUCAGUGGAUAAGACCUCAUUUUCAGAAAGCCCUAGAAAUAGACCACAUAAGCAAGGAAGCAUACAGAAUCGAUUGGAAAGCUCACAUACUUCCAAGUCAUCGGAGCCCUCCAUGUCACCUGACGGGAUAAGAAAUGAAAGAGAAUCAGAAAUAUCAAAGAGGAAAACUGCAGAGCAGCAUAGCUUUGGAAUCUGUAAGGAAAAGAGGGCUAGGAUAGAAGAUGAUCCGUCAACUCGGAACAUGUCAUCUAGCAGCCCACCACAGAAAGAACAGCCUCCAAGAGAGGAACCCAGGGUUCCACCUCUCAAGAUCCAGCUUUCCAAAAUUGGACCACCUUUUAUUAUCAAGAGUCAACCCAUCUCUAAACCAGAGCCUCGAACAUCCACUAGCACAUCCGUGAGUGGAGGGAGGAACACGGGAGCCAGGACUCUGGCGGAUAUCAAGGCCCGUGCCCAGCAAGCGAGGGCUCAGCGAGAAGCCGCUGCUGCAGCUGCUGUGGCUGCUGCUGCGAGCAUCGUCUCUGGGGCCAUGGGGAGCCCAGGGGAAGGUGGAAAGGCACGGACCCUGGCACAUAUCAAAGAGCAGACAAAAGCCAAGCUCUUCGCUAAGCAUCAAGCCCGAGCCCACCUCUUCCAGACCACUAAAGAGGCUUGGUUGCCCCAGUUUAGCUCCAAGGAAGGACCUCUAAACAUAGAAGUCUCUUCUACUCCAGAAACAAAAAUUGAAGGUUCAACUGGUGUGAUUAUUGUUAAUCCAAAUUGCAGAUCUCCUAACAAGUCAGCACACCUCCGGGAGACCAGCACUGUAUUACAACAGUCUCUUAACUUGCCGAAAGUUCCAGAAACUGCCACUGACUUAUCUGUGCAUAGUUCUGAUGAAAAUAUACCUGUGUCACAUUUAUCUGAGAAAAUUGUUUCAUCUACCUCUUCUGAAAAUAGCAGUUUGCCCAUGCUUUUUAAUAACAAUACUGUCCCUGUGUCUGUCUGCAGCACUGCUAUGUCGGGAGCAAUCAAAGAACAUCCCUUUGUGGGUUCUGUUGAUGAAUCCUCUGUUCUAAUGUCUGUUGACAGUGCAAACACUACCGUUUCUGCUUGUAAUAUAAGCAUGUUAAAAACCAUCCAGGCAGCUGACCCUCCAUGCAUAGCCAUUAUACCAAAAUGUAUUGAAAACACUCCCGUCCCAGCCGCUACAGAGAGCUCAAGCAUAUCAAGCUCCAUGGAUGAUAAGCAGUUGCUGAUAUCAAGCACUAAUGCUAGUAACUUGGUCUCCAGUCCAUACACCUCUGUGCCAACGCCCUCUGUUGGAAAUAAUUUGCCAAACCAUCUUUCUACUAGCUCUGUCUUGAUUCCCCCAACAGGAAUCAACAACCGAUUUCCUUCUGAGAAGAUAGCCAUGCCUGGGAGUGAAGAUCAGGCCACCGUAUCCAUGGGUACCACUGUGAGAGCAGCCCUCAGCUGCAAUGACUCAGUAGCAGUUGCAGACUCUCUGGUUGCACGCCCACCCAUUGCAAUGUUUACCGGAAACAUGUUCACAAUAAACUCUUAUGAUAAUCCUCCCAAGUUAAGUGCUGAAAGCAUGGACAAAAGUGCAGGGCCUCGAACCAGAGCAGAUAAUUCUGGAAAACCUCAACAACCACCAGGGGGCUUUGCACCAGCAACCAUCAACAGAUCAAUUCCGUGUAAAGUCAUUGUGGACCACAGCACCACGCUGACCUCCAGUUUGUCUCUGACUGUCUCCAUUGAAAGUGCAGAAGCCAGCGUGGACCUCCAGAGCAGGUCGGUGAGGACAGACACGCCCAUACCACCCAUGGCAUGUCCCCAGGUAUCAGUUAUUAGUAGGCCCGAGCCAGUUGCAAGUGAAAGCAUAGAUCAUGGUUCAAGUUUCAUUGCUACUUCUGCAGCAAAACAAGACUGUAAAGCCUUGCAGGCCACCUGCACAAAUCUCCAAGAAUUACCCCUCGUUGUCUCAGAUAAAUUGAAUGAGGUGCCUGCGCCUAAUCACAGCUUUGCUGAGCAGACACAUGGCCCAAGUACUUUCAAAAGUGAAACAGACACAACCUGUAGCAGUCAGUAUAACCCAGGGAACCGGAUUUGCUGGAAUGAUGAUGGAAUGAGGAGUGCAGGCCAGUCUCUGGUUAGCCACUCGAGUUCAAGUAAACAGAAAGACUAUCUAGAACAGAGUUGUCCAACAACGAUCAAAACUGAACACGCCAGCUACUCCCAGAUGUCAGAACUUCACCCCAGGAAUCUUAUAACAAAUGUCACACUCCCUGUGAAAUCUGAACCUCAUGAAGUAGACAAGGGCUUUAGAAUGGACACUGAAGACUUCCCUGGACCUGAACUGCCUCCUCCAGUGACAGAGGUGACCUCUAGUGUGCAACAAACACAGAACGCAAAGGCUUCCAACCCCAGUCCCAUGGAAGAGGCGAUUUCUUUGGCUACAGAUACCCUGAAAAGGGUUCCGAGUGCAGGGAGCUCAAGCUGCCGUCUGUCAUCUGUGGAGGCUAACAAUCCGCUGGUGACACAGUUAUUACAGGGCAACCUGCCUUUAGAAAAAGUGUUGCCACAGCCCAGACUGGGAGCCAAACUCGAAAUUAACAGGCUUCCAUUGCCUCUUCAAACUACCUCAGUGGGUAAAACAGCACCAGAGAGGAGCAUUGUGGAAAUGCCGUCUAGCUCUCCAAAUCCAGACGGCAAGGGCUACUUGACAGGGACGCUUGCACCACUCCAAAUGAGAAAGCGAGAAAACCACCCCAAAAAGAGAGUGGCCAGGACUGCUGUGGAACACACUCAAGUUAAAUGUGAACCAGGGAAACUGUUGGUGGACCCAGAUGUUAAAGGGGUGCCUUGUGUCAUCAACUCCAGCAUGAGCCAGCUAGCGCACAGCCAGCCAUUUAAGCAAGAGUGGCUGAACAGACACUCCGUGCAGAACCGGAUCGCCCACAGCCCUGAAGUCAAACAGCAGAAGCGGCUGCUCCCCUCCUGUAGCUUCCAGCAGAAUCUAUUUCAUGUUGACAAGAACGGCAGCUUCCACUCUGAAGCUGCUACCUCACACAGACAGCAGUUUUACCAAAUGCCUAUGGCUGCAAGGGGCCCCAUGCCCACUGCAGCUCUGUUACAGGCCUCUUCCAAGACCCCAGCAGGCUGUAACACAUUUGCCUUCAAUAGGCAUCUUGAACAGAAGGGAUUGGGAGAGGUCGGUGUUUCUUCAUCACCUCACCAGCUAAGAUUAGCCAACAUGUUAUCCCCCAGUAUACCCCUCAAAGAAGGUGAAGACAUGGGGGCCACCGCACAUGCAAUGGCAAGCAAAGCACUAGUACAUCCUCCACCCCCACCUAAUGCAGAAGUCCUGUCCGAUCAAAAACAGCCACCAGUUACCAUGGAUACCACUAAAAGACUUAGUUGGCCACAGUCCGCGGGCAUAUGUAGCAAUAUCAAAUCGGAACCUCUUUCUUUCGAGGAAGGCUUAAGCAGCAGCUGUGAACUGGGCAUGAAGCAAGUUUCCUAUGACCAGAAUGAAAUGAAAGAACAGUUAAAAGCAUUUGCGCUGAAAAAUGCAGAUUUCUCUUCCUAUUUGCUUUCUGAGCCGCAAAAGCCUUUUACCCAAUUAGCUGCUCAGAAAAUGCAGGUGCAGCAACAGCAGCAGCUCUGUGGAAAUUACCCAACAAUACACUUUGGGAGCACGAGCUUCAAACGGGCGGCAUCAGCAAUUGAAAAGUCCAUCGGGAUUUUGGGAAGUGGCUCCAACCCUGCCACAGGCUUGCCUGGUCAGAAUGCUCAGAUGCCCGUCCAGAACUUUGCCAACAGCAGCAACACGGACGAGUUGGAACUGAAAUGCUCUUGCCGGCUGAAAGCCAUGAUUGUGUGCAAAGGCUGUGGGGCCUUCUGCCAUGACGACUGCAUAGGGCCUUCAAAACUCUGUGUAGCCUGCCUGGUUGUACGAUAA
Molecule: messenger RNA, 6612 nt
Organism: Orycteropus afer afer
Lineage: Eukaryota; Metazoa; Chordata; Mammalia; Tubulidentata; Orycteropodidae
Source: RefSeq, a predicted model, not a curated record